Messenger RNA from Sphaerulina musiva SO2202, 2691 nucleotides. RefSeq names its product aconitate hydratase. Gene Ontology annotation, biological process: tricarboxylic acid cycle. The transcript is spliced from 3 exons. Gene Ontology annotation, molecular function: aconitate hydratase activity; 4 iron, 4 sulfur cluster binding. Gene Ontology annotation, cellular component: cytosol; mitochondrion. NCBI's taxonomy places the organism in Eukaryota, Fungi, Ascomycota, Dothideomycetes, Mycosphaerellales, Mycosphaerellaceae. The record is from RefSeq and is a predicted model, not a curated record. Bases 23 to 2458 code for a protein of 811 amino acids.
CCGUGAGCCAUUGACAGGAACAAUGUUGGCCGCACGAAGGACAGCGACGGCGAGGUCGACCUUGUUGUCUCUGCCCACUCCGCUCCGCACCCACAUCGCCUCCUCCCGCACUCUGGCCACGGCCACCGACGCCUCCGUCACACCCGCUGCUUCGUCCGUCGAGAGUCGCACGCCUCCUUACGCCAAACUCCUCCAACGUCUCCAAUCCGUACGGCGCCUAUUGCCUACUCGACCUCUCACGCUCGCUGAAAAGAUCCUCUUCUCCCACUUGGACAAUGCCGAAGAAUCUCUCCUUCAAGGCACCAACAAUGGAAAGGACAUCCGCAGCAAUGCCACUCUCAAGCUCAAGCCAGACCGCGUGGCAAUGCAGGACGCCAGUGCUCAGAUGGCCUUGCUGCAAUUCAUGAGCUGUGGCAUGCCGACGACGGCCGUGCCUGCGAGUAUCCACUGUGACCACAUGAUUGUGGGCGAGAAGGGGGCGGACAUUGAUGUGCCGAACAGCAUCAAGGGCAACAAGGAAGUCUAUGACUUUCUGGAGAGUGCGGGCAAGAGAUAUGGCAUUGAGUUCUGGCCUCCUGGUGCCGGUAUCAUUCAUCAGACGGUACUCGAGAACUACUCUGCACCAGGACUGAUGAUGCUGGGCACGGAUAGUCACACACCGAAUGCAGGAGGCUUGGCUGCUAUUGCCAUUGGCGUUGGAGGUGCCGAUGCUGUGGACGCUCUUGUCGACGCGCCAUGGGAAUUGAAGGCGCCCAAGAUUCGUGGUGUCAGGUUGGAAGGCAAGCUGAGUGGCUGGGCUUCACCAAAGGAUGUCAUUUUGGCUCUGGCUGGCAAGUUGACAGUGCGCGGAGGGACGGGCUACAUUACAGAGUACUUUGGACCAGGUGUCGCAUCACUGUCAUGUACUGGCAUGGCUACCAUAUGUAAUAUGGGUGCCGAAGUGGGCGCCACGACAUCCAUCUUUCCCUACACGCCGGGUUCGCACGACCCCUACCUACAAUCGACACACCGUGGAUCAAUUGCCAAGGCCGCCAAUGCCAUUGCACAAUCUCCUGAUACCAGCAAUCUUCUGGCUGCCGACUCCAACUGCGAAUACGACGAGGUUGUCACGAUCAACUUAUCCGAAUUGGAACCACAUAUCAAUGGACCGUUCACGCCAGAUCUUUCCACUCCUCUGUCCAAGUUCAAAGAAGCGGUGCAGAUGAACAAGUGGCCAGAGACCUUCGGAGCUGGACUCAUCGGAAGUUGCACCAACAGCUCAUACGCAGACAUGACUCGUGCAGAAUCAUUGGUGCAGCAAGCACAAGCCGCUGGUCUCAAGCCAAAGGCCGACUUUUUCAUCUCUCCCGGCAGUGAGCAGAUUCGUGCUACGCUGGAACGCGACGGCACACUUGAGACGCUCCAAGAAGGCGGAGGUCUUGUUCUCGCAAACGCUUGUGGACCUUGCAUUGGCAUGUGGUCGCGCACAGACGGUGUCAAGAAAGGCGAAGAUAACGCCAUCUUCACUUCAUACAACCGUAAUUUCCCUGCCCGGAACGAUGGAAACCGUAAGACCAUGAACUUUCUCGCCUCUCCCGACCUUGUAACAGCAAUGUCUUAUGCCGGCCGAACGGACUUCAACCCGAUGACCGACAGCCUCACCACCCCCUCUGGUGAAAGCUUCCGCUUCCAGCCACCCAAAGGCACGGAACUCCCCUCUCUCGGCUUCGCGGCAGGAAACCCCAUGUUCCGCCCCACAGAACCUGUCCCCAACCCCAACGUCUCCAUUGCAGUGGAUCCUGACUCUACCCGCCUCGAACUUCUGGAACCGUUUGCUCCCUUCCCCGAAGGCGAACUCUCUGGCCUGAAAGUCCUCGUCAAAGUGAAGGGACAAUGUACCACCGAUACCAUCUCCGCCGCCGGUCCCUGGCUCAAAUACAAAGGUCAUCUCACCAACAUCUCCGAAAACACCCUCAUUGGAGCGGUGAACGCCGAAACAGGUGAAGUCAACCAGGUCUCGGACGUCGACGGCGCACAAUACACCAUUCCCGAGCUCGGCAAGAAAUGGAAAGCCCAAAACCAACCGUGGCUCGUAGUCGCUGAACACAACUAUGGUGAAGGAUCUGCCCGGGAACACGCGGCGUUGCAACCUCGAUUUCUCGGUGCUCGCAUCAUCCUCACCAAAUCGUUCGCGCGUAUCCACGAAACGAAUCUCAAGAAACAGGGAGUGAUUCCUUUGACGUUUGAAAAUGAAGCGGAUUACGACAAGAUGGCGGGAUGCGAUGAAGUUUCCACCGAGGGACUGUACGAUGUGUUGCAAGGGGGAAACGGCAAGAUCUCGUUGAUUGUGAAGAAGAAGGAUUCGGGAGAGACGUUCAAAGUUCCUGUCAAGCAUACCUUUUCGCCCGAUCAGAAGAGCUUUAUCCUCGCCGGGAGCGCGUUGAAUUUGUUGGCGAAGAAGGGACAGAUGAAGGCUUAAGCAGGGGAGAAAACUCGUGCUGAGUCCCGAGAAGAGAGUGGAAGAUGAAACGAUGUACAUGCUACUUGCUUGAAUAGGGAAGAUACCCAAUCUAGGGAAGAAAAGGCGUUUCUGGCGCGGUGAUCAUAUCAAAAGGCGUGUGGCAAAAAUGGAAAAACGGAGGCAUAAGUCAGGUUUGCUGCUGUACUGUACCAAAUCAGUGAGCUGGCUUGCAUCUACAGUAAUAUAUUCAC